CUCUCUCGUCUCUCUCACACAUUGGAGGGGACUACAUGCCAAAAUCUCGAUUUCGAAAAACCCUAGAGAUCUUUCGAAUUCGAGUUCCUGAUUCUUCCUGAUUUCGGAUGCAGAUCGUUCUUCGGAGCUAAGUUUUCGAGUUUUUUACUAAUGCCGCCGCGGCUUCCGUCGUCUCGUCGCGGCGUCGUGUGGUUUCGAUGGAAGCUAAUUAUCACUUUCCUCGCCGCGUUAUGUAUCCUCGCUCUCUUCAGUAUCAAUCGUCAGUCAAAUUCGAUUGCGACGACGACGGUGUCUUCGUCGCUCUCCGUCGCGAGAUCUCGUAUCCCGCGGCGGAGCACGUACUCCGGUGAUCGUCCGAAACUCGCGUUUCUUUUCUUAGCUCGACGUGAUCUGCCACUUGAUUUUCUUUGGGAUAAGUUCUUCAAGGGUGCAGAUCAGAGGAACUUCUCAGUUUAUGUACAUUCAGUACCUGGUUUCGUGUUUGAUGAAUCCACAACGCGAUCACAGUUCUUCUACAAUCGACAAUUGAAGAAUAGCAUUGAGGUAGUUUGGGGAGAAUCAAGCAUGAUUGCAGCAGAGAGAUUGUUGCUUGCAUCUGCUUUAGAGGAUCUUUCGAAUCAAAGAUUUGUUCUUUUGUCUGAUAGCUGUGUUCCAUUAUACGACUUUGGUUACAUAUACAGAUAUCUAAUGUCAUCACCGAAAAGUUUCGUAGACAGCUUCCGUGAUAAAGAUGGACGCUACACCAUGAAAAUGUUUCCUGUUAUACGGAGAGAGAAAUGGCGAAAAGGGUCUCAGUGGAUAUCAUUGAUCAGAAGCCAUGCAGAGGUCGUUGUUGAUGAUGAGACUGUGUUCCCAGUUUUUCAGAAAUUUUGCAAGCGAUCUCUACCUCUGGAUCCCAGAAAGAAUUGGCUUUAUCUUAAAAAGAGACGUCACAACUGCAUCCCUGAUGAACAUUACGUACAAACUUUGCUGACAAUGCGUGGCUUGGAAAAUAUAAUGGAACGGAGAACAGUGACAUACACUACAUGGAACCUAGGAGCCAGAAAAGCUGAAGCCAGAUCUUGGCAUCCUCUCACUUUCACAUCUGACAAUUCUGGGGCAGAGGAAAUACAAGGAAUAAAGAAAAUCAACCAUGUAUAUUAUGAAUCGGAGUAUCGAACAGAAUGGUGUAGGGCGAAUUCAGAACCCGUCCCGUGCUUUCUCUUUGCGAGGAAGUUCACUAGAGGAGCCGCAAUGCGUCUUUUGAGUGAAGGAUUAGUAGACUCAUCAACAGAUACAACAACCUUAUAGAUUGGAAAAAGGUAGACACAAAGGUGGUAUACAACUAAGAAAGAAGAAACAAAGAUUGACAUCAGAAAAAAGGAAGUUAACUUAGAAUAUACAGGCGAAGCAUACAGAGACAGUACAUUAAUUGAUCAUAUGACUGUAGUUUAGUACAAACUACACAUCCUUCAUGUUAUAAAAAAUGGUAACCUUAUGAGAUUCUUAUACAGAAUUUAUAAUACAUAUGUUUUGGAGACAUAAUGCUAUUGUUCUAUACGAUGAUCUAUAGAAUUGCACAAUGGAUCUA
Molecule: messenger RNA, 1570 nt
Organism: Capsella rubella
Lineage: Eukaryota; Viridiplantae; Streptophyta; Magnoliopsida; Brassicales; Brassicaceae
Exons: 10
Coding region: 151-1290 (379 amino acids)
Cellular component (GO): membrane
Molecular function (GO): glycosyltransferase activity
Source: RefSeq, a predicted model, not a curated record